UGGGUUUUUUAUGUAGCACGUUACCAAGAGAAGACGAAGACAUCAUUGUCCAUCCUGGGUCAACUGAAAAAUAAAACCCUAGCAAAAGGGAUCCAUUCAUUCAUCCACCAUGAUCAUUGAUCAUGAUCAUUGCCACGGAAUCAAAGCUUAGCAUUUGCAUUGGGUGAAAGAAGUUGAGAAAUUAGAAGUGGCGAGUGAGAGUGAAAAAUGGGUCUGCUUUCUAACAAAGUGGAGAAACACGAUAUCAAACCUGGCGAUCACAUCUACACUUACAGAGCUGUUUUCACCUAUUCUCACCAUGGCAUUUUUGUUGGGGGAAGCAAGGUUGUACAUUUCAGACCUGAAAGAAACUUAAAGUCAAUCACGGAGGCAUCGUCAAACUCUGAGGAUCCAACAUCAAACCCAUGUCCAACAUUUCCUGAUUGUGGAUUCAGACAGCCAAACAGUGGUGUGGUUCUUUCUUGCUUGGACUGCUUCCUCCGAAAUGGUUCUCUCUACUGUUUUGAGUACGAGGUUACACCAUCUGUUUUUCUCACCAAAAUAAGGGGUGGCACAUGCACCACUGCAUCAUCUGACCCACCAGAGUCUGUUAUCCAUCGAGCAAUGUAUCUUCUUCAAAACGGCUUUGGUAAUUAUGAUGUUUUUCAGAACAAUUGUGAGGAUUUUGCCUUGUACUGCAAAACUGGUCUUUUGAUAGUAGACAAGCAAGGGGUUGGAAGAAGUGGUCAAGCUUCUUCCAUUAUUGGUGCUCCAUUAGCUGCAAUGCUUUCUUCUCCCCUCAAGUUGUUAAUGCCAAGUCCUGUUGGUGUUGCUACUGUAACAGCAGGGAUGUACUGCAUGAGCAGAUAUGCAACUGACAUUGGUGUGAGAAGUGAUGUGAUCAAGGUGGCAGUGGAAGACUUGGCUGUGAACCUUGGAUGGACUUGUCCUGAGGAGGAACAAGAAACUUCAAACAGACAGAUUAAUGACAGAUGAUUUAGCAUUUCUCUUGAUCCUUAUCAUAAAAACUUUCGAAUGUGUCACUGUUAGUUGAUACACUAUUUCAUAGCAUAUGUGUCCUUCAUGUCACAUCUUCUGUGAGGCUUAACUGGUUUCUUUCUCAUAUUCCUUGCCGUAAUUGGUGUGUUGUUAUUCAAGUCGUGCAUGGGACGAAAUAGGCAAUAAUACUAUAUAUUACGGUAGUUACUAAUACCUAUAAUCUGAUGUAUUCCUUUGAGACAAAUCUUCUUCUGAUUGCCCAUAAUGCAGAAUAGUGAUUGAACCA
Molecule: messenger RNA, 1264 nt
Organism: Cajanus cajan (pigeon pea)
Lineage: Eukaryota; Viridiplantae; Streptophyta; Magnoliopsida; Fabales; Fabaceae
Product: protein LEAD-SENSITIVE 1
Source: RefSeq, a predicted model, not a curated record